Gambusia affinis (western mosquitofish) is the source of this 10661-nucleotide messenger RNA. It is a transcript of the gene slitrk4, whose product is annotated as SLIT and NTRK-like family, member 4. NCBI's taxonomy places the organism in Eukaryota, Metazoa, Chordata, Actinopteri, Cyprinodontiformes, Poeciliidae. Gene Ontology annotation, biological process: positive regulation of synapse assembly; regulation of presynapse assembly; axonogenesis. The record is from RefSeq and is a predicted model, not a curated record. Gene Ontology annotation, molecular function: protein binding. The transcript is spliced from 2 exons. Gene Ontology annotation, cellular component: glutamatergic synapse; membrane. Bases 1198 to 3759 code for a protein of 853 amino acids.
AGUCGUGUGGGAAGCUCCAUGAAUGCGGCUGCACAGUAGCAGACUUCUGCACCUGAUCCCGUUGCGCCUCUAUAGGACGAGGUAAUGCAAACCUCCUCUCCUCUUCCACCAUCUCCGAUCUCUUUUUCUGGAUACAAAUUUUUUUUUUUUUCAUUUUUAAUCUAAGAGGAACGCUUUACCAGUCCUCCAAUUUCCUCCCAUCCGCUGUGCUCUCUGACUGGGGGGAGGGAUGGAAGGGACGGUGAGAGCGCGGACUUUCCUGCUCCUAUUUUGCACCGGAGCGGACUGAAGGCUCAGUGACAAGUAAUUUAUUUUUGAAACAUGUCUCAUAUGUAGUAUUAACCUCUCUUUAUUUCCACCCCUGACUGAAACACAAAGAACCACGUUGGAAAUAUGUUGCCAGGAUGGAAAAUAACCCACAGUCUGACUGGAGCGCAUUGGCUGUUCUUUACCCCUUUGCGCAACUUCAGCUCGUAACGACCCAGUAUUUAUUAUUCCAUGGAUCGCUGAAGGUUGCGGUGCAGAUCUGAAUCCAGACACAGUGUUGGAACCUCCUUAAUUUCCUGUUUUGCGUUGGGGGGGAAAAGCCCUUUGAGAAUGAGAGGUUUAUCUGGCUGCAUCCACCUUGCACCCUUUUCCUUGUUUCGGAGUCUCUGGACGCACCAUCAACAUCUCUAAAGGUAAAAAAAAAAAGGCAAAAGGAAAGAGGGGGAAGAUCUCUACUUCAUCAUACUUCUCUGCUCUUUGCCUUUUCUACCUCCUCUGUAAGCAAAUGAGCCCUCUCCCAUGGAGGUAGUACAGCCGCUCUGGGGGCCCAAUGACCAGCGGGGACAUUUUUCCAAGCAAAAGGAGCCCGUCAGCAAGAGGCGCAUCGGAUGAAAUCAGACCCCCGCACCCUCCCUAUUCACCCACCCCACUUCCUUUUCCUCCUCUGUUACUCCCCACCCUACCCUCUUCCCUAUUCCUCCUUCUAGUUUAGCUUGAAUUGUGUGAAAGCCACACAGGGGCAUAGAGGGGCUAGAGAAACCUUGUUGCACCCCCUCAAAUCCAUCUGCGCUCUUACACUCGAGCUAGAAGGACUGUUUUGCGCACGUCUCCAUCAAUGCUGCCCCAAGUCUCCAGAGGGAGCCGCGCUCAUUGCCACCGCAGCUUUUGGUUACUAAAUGGUUUACUGGGGGAGGUUUUCUAACCGGCGAGAUGCUGCUCGUACCCCUGCUGGCAGCCUUUUUUUCCUCCAUCUCGGGCUCCCUCUCCUCAUCCCUCUCCUCCAUGUCAGACGGACCUCCGAUGACGGACCCCACUGCCUCGGACCUGAUGGCUGAGACCUGCAUUGCCUGCUCUUGCAUGUCGGUGGAGAACGUGCUGUACGUCAACUGCGAGAAGAUCACUGUCUAUAGGCCCACACAGCUCAUCCCUCCGGCCUCCUCCCUGUACCACCUGAACUUCCAGAACAAUUUUCUGAUUGUGCUGUACCCUAACUCGUUUCUCAACUUCACCCACGCUGUGUCACUGCAGCUGGGGAACAAUAAACUGCAGAACAUUGAAGGUGGCGCGUUCAUGGGGAUGAGCGCGUUGAAGCAGCUGCACCUUAACAAUAACGAGUUGAAGGUGCUGCGAGCUGACACUUUCCAAGGCAUUGAAAACCUGGAAUACCUUCAGGCUGACUACAAUUUAAUAAAAUACAUUGAAAAGGGAGCAUUUAACAAACUACACAAACUCAAAGUGCUGAUUCUGAAUGAUAAUCUCAUACAGGCACUUCCUGAGAACAUUUUCCGCUUUGCCUCUCUCACACACUUGGAUAUAAGAGGAAACAGGAUCCAGAACCUUCCUUAUUUAGGAGUCCUCGAGCAUAUCGGCCGGAUCGUAGAGCUGCAGCUUGACGACAACCCCUGGAACUGUACCUGUGAUUUAGCACCUCUGAAGGCGUGGCUUGAAAACAUGCCCUACAAUAUUUUUAUUGGCGAGGCCAUAUGUGAAACACCAAGUGACUUAUAUGGGAGGCUCCUGAAAGAAACCAACAGACAGGAGCUUUGUCCCAUGGGAACGGGAAGUGAGUUUGAUAUUAAGAUGCCACCUGCACAGCCAGAAAAUGGGCAGGGGCCAUCUAAAAUGACGCCAACCACAGCAGCUCCAAAAUCGCCAAAAACAACUGACUCGUCUAAGUUUUAUGGAAACGGCAUUGUGGCUGGUUUACCCCCUUUUGGCAAAAACAGAGAGAUUGUUCCACGGACUCCCCUAAUGUUGUGUCCACUCCCUUGCAGCUGUAAGGCCCAUCCCUCUGACUUUGGUGUUAGUGUAAGCUGUCAGGAAAGGAGUAUAAGAAAUCUUGCUGAUCUUAAUUCCAAACCCCCAAAUGCCAAGAAACUUCACCUAAGUGGGAAUUAUAUCCGUGAUAUCAGCCCAACUGAUUUCCAAGGCUUUGAGGGCUUAGAUUUGCUUCAUCUUGGCAGUAAUCAAAUUGCAGUGGUACAAAAAGGUGUGUUUGCUAACCUUACUAAUCUGAGGAGACUGUAUUUGAAUGGGAAUCAACUUGAACAGCUACACCCAGAGAUGUUUCUGGGGCUCACAAACCUCCAGUACCUUUAUUUGGAAUACAAUGCCAUUAAAGAGAUCCUUGCAAGCACAUUUGACUCUAUGCCCAAUCUACAACUCCUGUAUCUCAACAACAAUGUCCUUCGCAGUCUCCCAGCCUAUAUCUUUGCUGGUGUCCCUCUAGCCAGGCUCAACUUGAAAAACAACCACUUCAUGACAUUGCCAGUGAGUGGUGUCCUGGACAAUCUGCGGUCGCUGACCCAGAUAGAUCUAGAGGGCAACCCAUGGGAGUGCUCCUGCGAUCUGGUCGCACUCAAGCUUUGGCUGCAGAGGCUCAGUGAUGGAGUGGCUGCAAAAGAGGUGAAAUGUGCCUCCCCUGUGCAGUUUGCCAACAUUGAGCUGCGUCUGAUUAAAAACGAGAUUCUCUGUCCUAAACUCACGACACCUCCACCUAUCUCAAGCUCCACCCCAAUUGUGACCUCAGUAUCACCCGCAGGAGUCGGCAAGGCACCUCCAGGAGGACCUGUGCCUCUCUCCAUUAUGAUUCUCAGCAUACUUGUGGUGCUUAUCCUAACUGUGUUUGUGGCCUUCUGCCUUCUAGUCUUUGUCCUAAGGCGGAAUAAAAAGCCCGUGGGCCGACAAGAGGGGCUAGGGAACCAGGAGUGUGGCUCGUUGUCUCUACAGCUUCGUCGCCAUGGCCACAAAUCUGGCAAGAAAGGGUCCAUCCCUGGGGAUGACUUGGGAGGUGAAACGUUCAUUCCCCAGACCAUUGAGCACAUUGGCAAGAGCCACACCUGUGGCAUUGGACGCUCCUCAGACAUGGACGCCGGCUUCAAGUUUGCCGACUCGCAGAGACAGAAGAUCAUCCUGCGAAACUGUCCCGAUAAGGACAAGGACCUACUCUCCACCCUGGAGCGCAACAAACGCCUCAGCACCAUCGAUGAACUCGAGGAGUUUCUCCCCAACCGAGAGCCUAGCCUGUUCAUCCACAACUUCUUGGACAGUAAAAGAGAUUUUAACAGUAUAGGGAUGGGCGGGUAUGAAAUCCGCUAUCCUGAAAAGACACUGGAUAAAAAGAUGAAGAAAUCAUCACUGAUAGGUGGAAACCACAGUAAGAUCGUGGUGGAGCAGAGGAAAAGUGAGUAUUAUGAGUUGAAAGCCAAGCUCCAAGGGACGCCUGAUUACCUGCAGGUGCUCGAGGAGCAGACUGCCCUGAGUAAAAUGUAGGAACUGUUUUGUUUGAUGGUCAGCACUGAUUACACACACAUCAAGCCAAUAGACAGGCAAACUCUAUCUUAUUUCUGUUCUCUCUUCAAGUCUCACACACACACAUACACCCCAUUCAAACCCUCUCGUCUCUGGCUUUCUUUCUUCAACUCUAUAUCCACAUCCACACACACGCGCACGCCUACACACACAGAACAAAAAAGUGCCUUCUGGAAAUCCUUAAUGACCAAUGCAGAGAUAGACAAAAUGGCUCCACACUACAAAGCUAUUAUUAGAACCAGAGCGGAUGUAUUUCAGAGUAAGAGACCUUUUGGAUUUUCCAUGCCACUACCUGUAUGAAUCCCGCAAACUUACAACAGGAUCCCCAAAAAACAAAAAUAUCAAAAUUACAGUCGUAGUAUUUUUGCUGCUAUUGAAAUGGAUUUUUUUUUGUUCUCUUUUUGUUCUUUUCCUUCUCCUUUUGUUGUUACAACCAAAUCAAAGGGUCUUGAAAACAGUGCUUGAGAAUAUACCUCACUGCCAUCAGGCCGUGUUUAACAAAAGGAAAACGCAGGGGGAGCGUCGGGUGUUGAUCGCUUGGAGAGAAUCAAGAGAUUUUUGAAUCUGGAAUGAGGUUUUUGAACACUUAAUGACUUUUAUGGAUGCUACAUUUUUCCCCUUCUUGUUUUUUUUUUUGUUGUUGUUUUUUUAUUAUUAUGAUUUUUAUUGUGAGGUUGUCCACAUCUGGGGAUCCUCUCUGAAGUCAACAGCAGACUCUCUGCCAUCUUGUCUGGAUUACCCACCAGCAGCAGUACACCUGCUCUUUGCUGGGAAGAUAAACGGCUCCUGUUUUGCAUUAAUGGCAACUGACAGCACUGUAAAACUCUCUCUCUCUUUUUUUUUUGGGAAUGAUUUAAUGACUUGCUUUCUUGUGUAAAGAGCCAUGUUAAAUAUAGUGUCUUCUGAAUGGAGUUGUGUUUCUCUUUGAAGUUGCUACUUACAGUAAACGUAUGUUUCUGUUUUUUUUUUCUUUUUUGUUUUUUUUUCUGGGUGAAACCUAACGGCACAUACACUGUCAGAGACGUUAUUUCUUGAAAAAAAGAAGAAAAAAAAAAGAAAAAAGAAACCCGAAGGAAAAAAAAAAGUUACAAAGCUGCUUGCCAUGUAAGCGUAACCUGGAAUUUAUUUUGUAAGUCUUACAUUGUUUGUAUCUGUGGGACUGAUUUGUAAAUUACAAGGACAGACUAAUAUCUCCACACUGAUACUGUGCGACGGAGCAUCUUCGAGAGACUAUGACUCAGUGUGUUAAAACCAACCCAUAAUAUAUUUCAAUCAGCGAUCCUGCACCCCUCGCCAGCUCUCAAUUCUUAGUUAAAAGAAAUAACAACAUAGCUCAUUUAUUUUUCUAUGCAGGAUUAUUUAAGAGGUAUUGGUUUUAUUUAAAAGGGAUAAGAAAAGGAACAGAGAGGACUUGACAAAACACUUCAGAGCUAUUUCAGGCCACAAAGAGUGACUGUUGAGUUGUCCUAAGUGGGUCUUUGCUUCUUUCCAUUUUGCUGAGCAGCUUGAACCUGCGAAAACAAAAAGAGUGUGAAAUGUAAUCUCUAGCGUUUCUUCUCAAAAGAUGACAGAACGAGGCCUGGUAGUCUACAAAACUCCUGAGCGGUUUUCCCGAUUCUUCUAUCUCCCUCAAUAUGUUGUGAAAAAAAAUAAAUAAAAAAAAAGGUUUCUUAUCAACAUUAUGCAACCAAAAUAAAUGUGCAUUAAACUUGAUGUGCUUCUGGCAUUGUUGGGUUUGGGGAGAGGAGACGUUCUGAGGCAAACAAAUUGAGGCUCUAAAUUAUUAGACUUGGACAGAAUCAUAUCGUAAAACACCAUGUGCAAUAUUAGUAGUAAAAAAAAAAACAAAAACAAAAAAAAAACGCUCAGACAUGAUGGCUUCAAAUAAUUUUAUUUAGUUUGGGGUUAUGUUGUCAGGACAAGUUCUAUUUUAAAAUUCUUUUAUCCGCUUUACUCUAUUUGGUCCUUAUUUAAAAAGCAUUAUUAAGUUAAAUUUCUGAGUGUUUUUGACAAUAAAACUGAGUAGAAUGUAUCAUGAAAAGUAUAAUAAAUACAAUUUUCUAUUGGUCAGAAAUCUCCUGUAUAUUGGUUCAUUUUCUCUUGUAUAAUCAUGUUGAAAUCAAGGUAUUAAAAUCAGCACCUAUUUGCACUGUGUCCCCCUUUUUUCUUGAAGUUAAAAUCCUCGUUACCUUUUUUAUGGUGCUUGAUGAAAACGGCCCUCAUGGUUCUAUUAGACUGAAAAACGCUGUUGAUGCUAAUGCGCUGCUGCUUGUUACAUCUGGAACAUUUUCAAGUGGGUGUGCUCAGCUGGAAGCAUUAUUUAGAACUACUUGUCCCGCAAAUUUCUUUAAAAAUGCCAUUCAACUGAUUAUUUAGACUCUUUAAAGCUUGUCCUGAGAAGUUAUUAGCAGUAAUCUGUGGUGAAAAGUGGUCAUAUUUUUAUGACUUUAGACUAAUUUGAUUUAAAUGUAUUGGUGUUCUCUCACUUUUCAAGUCAAGAGUUACUAUUCUUUAGCUUUAUGUUAGCUAAAGCUACUGGUAGUAUCAGUUGACCUUGUUAGCUGUGUUAGCUUGUAAACUGUGACUAGCUAGCCCCUCCAACUCCGCCAGGUGUUGGGUAAACAUUAUGAUAUUUAUGUAAAACGCAUGUUCUUGUGAUUCUUCAAGUGUCAUAGUUCUGAUAAAAUGAUCCUAGCUGGUUUCAGGUGAGCAAACUGGGAAAAUGAUGCAGCUACAGUCUCUCCUCAUGUAGCUUUAGCAUAAUAAUACAGAAGGCGUAAGUCUGAGAAAAUAGCAACAAACCUGGUGGUAAAUGUAUUCCAAUUACUACCCACUAAAAUGUGAAAAUAUAAAUAUUUCAGUUUAGAUUACUGUAAGGAGUUAAACAUGGCUUAAAAAGAGGCUUUCUGCUUCAGGAAUGGGAGCUAACACUAUCCAAACUCUUCAUUUAAGGCUUUUUGAUGGAAAUUUUUGAGGUUAUGAACAGUUUAUAACUUAACAGGCAAUAUAAUUCUUGUAUUCAGAAGAAACAGAUUUUAAUUUCUCAAAGACUGAAGCUGUUGGGUCAGUUGAACAGACAAGAGAUAAUGUAGUGAUUUUUUAUUUUCAAAUCAAAUUUCUUUUUUUAUAAUCAAAUUUCAAAAAUGUCAAAGCAGGUGGCACAAAAUGUUGUUUUGCAACCUGCGCCACUGAAUUAUUCACAUACAACCUAGUGGUGAAAGCUCCCUGGGUCUUAUUAGCUUCCUGCUAAUAAGGUAAACAGUGUACAAACAGUUUUGGUAUUUACAUCAUCUCAGCUAAAACACCAUAUGGAAAAUACAGAUUUAAUAAACUUUUUAUAUAUUUUGUUUGAAACUUGCAUUUAAUGCUUGAAACAAUGAAACAACAUAGAACAUCCUUAGUAAAUUAGCAAAAAUUUGGGCCAUAUCCAUUUUCUGUGUUUGUAGAGUUUGAUCUUUUUGUACCUGACUUCUUUGGGUAGGACAUGCGGCCGUGAAAUUUUAGACAUUUACAUUUAAGGAAAAGUUCCAUACAGACGUCAGAACUAUAAGAGACUACAAUGAGACACUUUUAGAAGUAAUUUUGGGUGAGAUUUACAAAUAUUUAUUUCUGUAAUUUAUUCAGAAACGUACUUUUCAAGGAAACGAACGUAGGGAAGAAUCAAAUUGUAUUGCAUUUGUCCCAAACUGGCACUAAAAAGGCAAAACUGUGAGCUGACCGAUUGGAUCUUUUGUUGAAAUAAAUAUUGAAUAUUACAGUUCUGUAAAGCAGAGUUGACAUAAACCUUCAGAAGACUUGUGCGAUCAUAGUCGCUGUGUUGAGAUGGCUCAAUCUACUUUGUUCAGUUUCUUUUGGUGACUCUGAUUUCCACCAAGUGAAGAGAUUAAAAUGGGUCUGGGUAAGAUACUGACAACUCUCAGGACUCCCAAAAAUCCUGUGUAGCCCUUAAAAGUUAUAUUAAAAAUGCAGUGUAGUAUUCAAAUUUGACCUGUUUCAUACUGGGAUUUUCUUCUAUCCUCUUUUUGGAGCCACUUCCUCCUCCCAGGCAGCUGCCCUCGUCCCGCCACCUGAGCGCCGGACGUUUUUAGAUACCUCUAUCAAACUUUCAUGCCUUUUCAGGGUUAAAAAUUCCCUUCUUCUCCUCGUCUGUGGUGAUCCAACCUUUCGGGCUCGUGAAAGACCCGGCAGCAGAAAGCAUGACUCAUCCCACACGCCAGAGAAUUGUCCUCGUUAAUAAUUAAAACCCUUGGCAGUUAUGAACUAAAAAAAGGCAUGUGGGGAGUUGGGUGAGGGAAUCUGAUACGUCCAAACUUUUUUGUCUCAUCUUUUUCCUUCCCGUUCUGUCAAACCCUUGGUCAUGCCGCGCUCGUCAGAGACCAGACAAAUCAGCCAGAAAUGGCAAAAAAUGAAAAACAUAAAGUAAAGAUAGGCACGGUCUGCAAAAAAAAGGGCCAUGUUUUGAUUCCAACGUUUUUACCGCAGUGACUUUGUUUCUGUGUCAGAUCAAGAGGUUCUUGCAGGGUGGAGGAAUGGUUUUCUUCCUAAUUUAACUCAUUACGCAGGAGUAGAAACAGAAAACAUGGAGAAAAGCCUUGUGGCUUUUAUUCCAUUUAUUUGUGUUUGUUUCUCUCUCUUUUCUCUGUGCUUAUCAUCCCACCUGCUGCAGAGGCAGUUAUGUAAUCCUGUACUGAAUGCUCACUGUAAAAAAAAAAAAAAAAAAUCUCCCUGUUUCAGAGCAGAACAUAUUAGUUAACUAUAGAGUCAUUUUUUUACAGGCAUCAUGACUGAUUGGAAGGUUAUAAAUGGGGAGCAACUGAUGGAGAACUGCUAAAAGCUGAGAUAUGGAAUCGGCCACUAGAGGCGCUGUGCACUUUGUCUAUAGAGGCCAAGCAGCUGAGCUGAAGAACAGUUUCAGCUGGAAAAGCGUUUAGCCAAAGAAUGAAAGGCAAAUUUAUGUUGUUUUUGUGACUUUAACUCUUAUUUUAAACAGUUUUAACGGUUUUGAUGAAUGUAUUUUUGAUAAAGCUCCUUUUAAUUUCCAGGUAUUAAUGUAAGAAGUAAGUACAGCUGAUUACUGAUUUCAGAUAAAGCCCCAAAGAAACAACGUGGAACUUUACAUGUUUACGGCAAGCUGUUUUUUUUUGUUUGUUUUUUUUUUUUCUUCACAUUGUUACUUUUGGUUUUGUUAUUGUGCUAAUGAUUUGUCAAUUAGCUACCGCCGGGUUCAGAUCAGUUUAAAAACCUGAUCUAAACAAACCUGGAGUUCCAGAAAGCAGUGACAUGAUUAUUUCCUGUUUUCCAUAUUUAAAGAUUGUAUUUGUCUUUAGACUUUUUGUGACUAAAUUAAAUAGCACAAAACAAUCAAGACCUUGAUCAAAACAUUAUUGUUAGAGUGGGUUAAAAAAUACAUUAUCUAAAUAUAAGUUAAGAUUAAAAAGAAAAUCCUUUCAGAAAUCAUAUGUUUUAUGUUUUGGAUCAAAGGUUUUAGGGUUAUGUCUGAAUAUUCUAAAUGAUAUAAAUUAGAAACAGGUAUACUUUACUUUCCAAAUGACUAACAUGCUUGAGCUUUUUUCAGGUUUGAAUCUAUGCCUGUUUACAGAUUCCUUUUCUAAAAAAAAAAUCUUAUUUACUAAAAUGCUGCCUGUUAGCUCACUGUUGAAAAGAUUCAUUUGAAGAAAAGAAAAUCUCGGGAUAAUUAUAUUGGGUCGUUUGCAAAAAACUUUGGACAACGGAGCAAGUCUGGAAAAAUAAAACCAACUUCUGUAGUUAUUCAGACUUAAAAAAAACAAACAAACAGCAAAUUCAAUCAAAUUUGUUUCUUUUCCAGACUUUCCAGCACUACACAGGAACUCUGAGUGUAGACUGUAUGAACCGUCGUAGUUGGGAGCAACCAAACAUGUAAACCAAAUUCAAAUCAUUUUUAACCAACAGGUCACUUUCAUUAUGUUUCUGUAAAAAGCUGCUGUUUACUUUCACCCUUAAAAUGUGUUAAAGAGACAUUGUUCUGACAAUAAUGAAUGAAUAAUGAAUGAAAGGUCUUUUAAUGAAUAUUUUUAACAUGGUUUUCCAUUUUAUGUGUUUUUAUAAGAAGCGACUACACUGACAUUUUAUGGACUCUGUCUAAUCCAUUUGGUGUCAAAAUGUGCAAAACGUUUCAAAUAAACACAUUCGCCUCGACAACACACUGUUUCCAUCCACCAACAAGGUUCUAGUUUAACUCUGUGUGGAUGAUUGAGCAGUGUGUUGGUUUACCACAGAUUACUGCAGGAUAAACACUGAUCUGCUGCAAACGAAGCAGAUAAAAACACAAAACCAACAACAGCAGAAAAUGAAAGAGGAAAAAAAAGAAAAGUAUAUUUUAUUCAAACAAAUAUCACCAUCUUUUUUCUCUGUUAUCUCGGUAUCAGGCUGCUAUCUUUAGAUAAAGAAGUCUGUUUGAAGUCUGAGGAAUAUUUUUUUGUGUUUCAAGAUGUAAAUUUCUGGUUUUAAUCUCUACAUCCAGACUCUUUGUGCUGCUGUUGACAAUAAUCGCAACACCUGACCUUUGAACUGCUGCUGUGCUCUAACCCAACCUCUGUCUCCAUGACGACAUGCAGGUGAAACAUCCUAUACAUAGCAUCAACAACUUUAUAUGUGAGACGUUUUAGGCAUUACUACUCAUAUAUGUGCAUAUAAGGACUGAAAACACAUUUUUCCAACAAAUAUUUGAAUAAUUUGAUCAUAUUUUUAUGAUUCUGGUGUCCUGAAAUACCAACUGUUACUAUCUAAAUGAACUCCAUGAAGUUGGUACCAAUUGGAUAUUUGUAUAAAUUUCCUUCCAUUUAUCUGGUGUGAUUGAAUUAAAAAAAAAAAAAAAAAAAAAA